This is a messenger RNA of Tripterygium wilfordii, 3829 nucleotides long. Its product is annotated as pentatricopeptide repeat-containing protein At4g20090-like. The coding region runs from base 196 to 1878 and encodes 560 amino acids. The transcript has 3 exons. The record is from RefSeq and is a predicted model, not a curated record. NCBI's taxonomy places the organism in Eukaryota, Viridiplantae, Streptophyta, Magnoliopsida, Celastrales, Celastraceae. Gene Ontology annotation, molecular function: protein binding.
UUUGGGUAGGGUUGAGAGUUGCUGUAUCGCCGAAGUCCAUGACAGAUAAAAAGAUGUUUGCUCUGGUAUGGAAAAUUUAUGGAGACAACUACAAGACCGUUUGGACCGGAUUCGAAGCACACUACAGAGACCAAGCAAUAGCAGAACGCCUCUCACUCUCUCAUCGCUGUGGCGAACAGUUCUGAAAGUUGAGUGAUGCUUUGCAGGACAGGUACUCCCCAUGGAGCUUCCUUUCGCUCUUCAAGUCUUUCCAAGUUCUUCGCUGCUAUUCUGUCCUCUCCAUUCUCAGAUUGCCCAACUCAUACCAAUAACCCACCCACCUCACUGAUACUUCGAAACCAUCGGGAGGUCUCACCAAGUGUAAGUUCCUCCCUCGUUUCUGCAAUCUGUUCUCUGCUAUCUCACAAUGCCAAUCAAACACCAAACCUUGAAAUUUUGUUGUAUGAUUACAAAGAGAUGCUGAAUUCUGAUAUUGUGCUUCAAAUCUUGAUGAAUUAUAGGCAAUUAGGGAGGGUUAGGACAAUAGAGUUCUUUUCUUGGGCUGGUUCCCAAAUGGGUUUUCAAUUUGAUGACUGUGUGAUAGAAUACAUGGCUGAUUUCUUGGGUAGGAGGAAACUUUUUGAUGAUAUGAAGUGCCUGCUGGUGACAGUGUUUUCUCAUAAGAGAAAUAUUUCGUGUCGUGUGUUCUCAAUUUGCAUCCGGUUUUUGGGUAGGCAGGGGAGGGUUCGAGAGGCUCUUUGCUUGUUUCAGGAAAUGGAAACUAUGUUUCACUGUAAGCCUGAUAAUUAUGUGUACAAUAAUAUGCUCUAUGUGCUCUGUAAAAAGGAGACAUCGGGGGAAUUAAUUGAUGUUGCUCUUGAUAUAUUUCAUCAGAUUAAAUGGCCUGAUACAUAUUCAUAUAGUAAUGUCCUUGUCGGAUUGUGUAAGUUUGGAAGGUAUGAGGCUGUCCUUCAAGUUUUCCAUGAAAUGGGUCGUGUGGGUUUGGUUCCAACUCGGUCUGCUGUGAACGCUCUUAUUGCUGAUUUGUGUUCAUUGAGUGCAAAGGAAGGUGCUAUUGAGAAAGUUAGAGUGAAGGAUGCUCGUAGGCCCUUUACAAUUUUAGUUCCGAAUGUGGGUGUGCAGAGUGGUGCUAUACAGCCAGCCCUUGGAGUGUUUUGGGCUGUUCAUUCCUUGGGUUUGUUGCCGAGUACCUAUGUUAUAAGCAGGCUCAUCUAUGAGCUUUGCAGAUUGCAGAUGGUGGAUGAGGCUCUUGAGGUCCUCAAAAUUGUGGAGGAGAAGAAGCACAAUUGUGUGGAAGAGGGUUACUCUGUUGUCAUACAAGCCUUAUGUGAAAAGCGUUUGGUGAAGGAAGCGAGCCAUUUGUUUCAAAGAAUGCUUUCAAAGGGCUUAAAGCCCAAGUUAGUAGUUUAUAAUUCUAUACUUUGCAUGCAGUGCAAAUUGGGGUGUUUGGAUGAGGCUCAAAGGGUUUUUGAAAUUAUGAAUAAGAAAAGAUGUCUUCCGGAUAAUGUUACUUAUACUGCUUUAGUCCAUGCUUAUGGAGAAGCUAGGAAUUGGGAGGGUGCUUAUGAUAUAUUGAUAGAUAUGUUGGGGUUGGGUUGGAUUCUACACUUUCACACAUAUUCCUUAGUGGAUAAACUUUUGAGAGAAUGUGGGCAGAAGGAUCUGUCUAUUAAAUUGAAAGGGAAGCUGGAAUCGCAAAUCUUGCUUAAACACUGUAAAAUGGGUCAGUUACAGGUUGUGUAUGAAAAGUUAAGAUCGAUGCUUGAUAGGGGCUUCUGCCCACCAACAUAUGUGGGGAAUGCUUGUGAACAUGCAUUUCAACAGCAUGGCAGUUUCAAAAUUGUUGAUGAAUUGCUACAGAAGAUGGACAAAGUCUGAUAACUCGGGAAACACAAAUUUUGAAUUCUUCAUAUGCAAUGGACAACAAGUAUAUCUAGAUUGGUCAAUCAAACACGGGAUUCUUACCCUCUAGAUUUAAAAAGACCAUUUAUGCAUAUACUAUAGGUUCUACAUACAAGUGCAUGAUUAUCCACAAUGGCUGCCUCUAUAAACCUCAAAUAUACGGUGCAGAUAAUCUAUAUCAUCAGAUCUUUAAAAAAGAAGCACCAUUACGAUGCUUCAGGUACUGUAUUAUUGGUGUCAUUUUAAAUAUUUAGGGGACUAUCUCAGGUUUGUUUCUGAUGUAUAUUUUCAGUUUCUGGGUGGAUUUUUUUGGAGCAUGGUGGGAUUCUGGCUAGGCAUAUUUGUUUCAUUGGAGGGAUUGGGAUAAGAGGUUUACCAAAGUUAAUGUCUUAUAAUGUUUUUGUUUUUUAUGCUGCUUUGCUAUUGCUGAUCAAUUAAAACGUGAGUCUAGAAUGUGUACCUUGCUUAAUCAAAUAUGUUUAUCAGUAGGUAGGCUCAUGAAAUUAAGAUUGAGCCAUUUUAACUAGCUUCUGCAAUGUGUCUCCUAACACUGUUACUUACCAUGCAUUGAUCAAUGGAUACAGUGAGGUGGGAAAUAGUGAGAUGGGUGGCAGUCUUUAUGAGGAGAUGGCGAGGAAAGAAGUUAAGGCUGAUGUCUUGACAUAUAAUGCCUUGAUUUUGGGUCUUUACAAGGAGGGUAAGACCAAGAAAGCUGCAUAUUUGGUUAAAGAAGUUGAUAAGAACUUUGUCUCAAAUACCUCCACUUUUUCUGCAUAACGGGAAAAUGUGUGAGGAGGAACUCAGGUCGUGCUUUCCAGCUUAUAAAAUCAUGGUAAGGAGUGGUUGUCAUCCAAAUGAACAUACCCUCAUGAUGCUGAUAUCUACAUUUUGCAAGAAUGACGAUUAUGAUGGAGGACUUCUAGUUCUUGAGGAAAUGAUAGAGAGAGAGCUAUUCCUCCUGAUUUAGGCAUCUGAUAUGAGAUUUAUGACGGUCUUUGUCGCUGUGGAAAAGAUGAAUUGGCUAUUAAGUUAUGCAGCAAGAUGGAAGCUAGAUGCCUUGUGCAUGAAGGGUUUGACAAUACAAGAACCAUCGGCUCUAGAGUCUGGACCAGAUAAAUAAAAACAAAGAAGUGAUGAGAAACUGUGAGGCUGUUCCUACAUUUCAUACUACUAAUUCUUUCGGGCUUUAGGCAACUCUGGCUAGAAAGAAUAACUUCAGUUUAAACCUGUCUGUUGAUAGAGGCUUAUGGUUGCAUUCUUCCCAUUUUUAUUGUUCAUGUUUGUUCCCUUAACUCAAACAGGACAAUCUAUCUUUCCCACUUAUUUGCCCAGACUGGAAUGCAGAUGAAGAUAUGUUGCUUCUAGAGUCAGAUUUUUUUCAGGGCGUUGAAAUGUAUGGAUUUGGAAACUGGACUGAUGUUGCAGAACAUGUUAGAACCAGGACCAGAUCACAAUGCAUUGAUCACUAUAAUGCUGUAUAUGUGAACUCCUCAUGUUUUCCAUUCCCUGAUAAGACCACCCAUGUGAUGGGAAAAAGCAGAGAAUAGCUCCUAGCAAUGACCCCAAGGAAUGAUGAUGCCAAGAACACUGAUGUCAAGAAAGGUUACCUAUUAAGUUAAAUUCAAAUGGGGCACUCUCACUUUUGAUAUUGUGUGAGAAGAUUUGGAUCAGAACACUUUAGGCUUGUUUUGUCUUCACUGACAGGAGGUAUCAUAUUAUUCUUAUUGAUGUUUAUUCCUUUAAGUGGAUUUAUGUUUAUUUCUGCAGAAAUUUCUAUGCUUGGGGAACUUGCUCUAAAUUAAGGGACGCUUUUCUCUACAACAGUCCAGUAUGGAUAUUGCCACGAAUUUCCUACAUUAUAUUUUUUUUCAGUAACAAGGUUGACGGAGAUGGCAAACCAAUUCAUAGAAAGAUGAAUAUUUUUCUA